This is a messenger RNA of Solenopsis invicta (red fire ant), 2089 nucleotides long. RefSeq names its product odorant receptor 43a. Bases 212 to 1561 code for a protein of 449 amino acids. Gene Ontology annotation, molecular function: olfactory receptor activity; odorant binding. Gene Ontology annotation, cellular component: plasma membrane. The transcript is spliced from 7 exons. NCBI's taxonomy places the organism in Eukaryota, Metazoa, Arthropoda, Insecta, Hymenoptera, Formicidae. The record is from RefSeq and is a predicted model, not a curated record. Gene Ontology annotation, biological process: detection of chemical stimulus involved in sensory perception of smell; sensory perception of smell.
CUUAGUUUUGUAAUUAUGAACCUGAGAAAGUUUUUAUCUUCUACACAAUUGUGACUAUUUUUUUGCAAGCUCAUCGGUAGCAAAAGAAACAAAAUAUAAAACCGUAUGAAAAUGUACAGUUGUACAGACCGGUGAACUUCAAGUGCUCGUUUCGCGAAUCCCCUGUUAUAAUUUAUUCACCCUGCCACCGAAUAAAAAGUUCGACGAGACGAUGAUAGCAUGUGUUCUUUCUGGUUAUUGUAAUAUUUACGACGGUGCAAUGCAUCGUGUUUCAUUGGAAAUAUGGGUCAUAGUAACGUUUAAGAGGAGGAACAGCAACGUUGACGAAGCAAGUUCAGUGCUUAUACGAAUGGAUCGUUCAAACAAAUAUAAUGAUGAUUACACAAAUUUAGAAUGGGCAAUUGAACUGCAUCGGUAUAUGUUAACAAUUGUCGGUUUAUGGCCACAAAGCUCACAACAAAUAAAAGAUGAAUAUAAAAAAUUCUCUGCAAAGUUUCGGAUGCUAUUAAAUGUUUUUAUAUUAUCUUUCGUAUUGAUUAUACCAACUGUAGCUCAUCUGAUAAAAGUAUGGGGUGAUUUGCUUCAAACAAUAGAAAAUUUGCAAUUCAGUCUGCCUUUUCUGGUAACGGAACUUAAAAUCUUCAUUAUGUGGCACAAAAAAGAAGUUUUAUCGAUGUUGAUUAACAUGGUUAUAAAAGACUGGACGCGAGUGAAAAUGGAUGAAGAGCGAAAUGUCAUGCUAGAAAAAGCCAGGAUUGCCCGCUUACUCUUAAAACUCGGAGUAUUUGUUACAGCUUUGGCAGUGUUCAUCAGACUUGGCUCUGUAUUCUUUAUAGAAUACAUUUGGCAUGCAAACAAUGACACUAAUCAUAAAAGAGCUUUACCGAUUCUUACAUACUACUGGUACGAUUUAUCCAGCAGCCCGAAAUACGAGCUAGCAUAUUUGGCACAAACAAUCGGAUGCUGUUUAGCCACUCUCACUUACAUGGGAAUCGACGACUUUCUUGCACUACUGAUCUUACAUAUAUGUGGUCAGUUGGAGAAUCUGCAUCUACGAUUAUUGAAUCUGGGGAAGGAUCCGGACUUUAAAGCGGCUUUAAAGUACAACGUUAAAGACCACAUUCGCUUGAUCAGAUCUGUAGAAGUCAUUGAUAACACGUUCAAUUUAAUGCUGCUCAGCGUGAUAGGCUUUUUCUGCAUAUUCUUCAGUCUUCAGGGAUUUCUAGCACUUAACGCUAAUCGAGAUAAUCAUUUGCCGAUGUCGCUAUUGUUAUUCUAUAUUUUUGGGAGUUUAUGUGUUUUAAUACAUACAUGUUUGUAUUGUGUAGCAGGCGAACUUCUCGUGAUUCAAAAUGAAAAAAUACAUAGAGUUACAUGUGAAUGUAUAUGGUAUACUCUAGAGCCGAAAGAAGCGAGAAAUUUGACAUUAAUUAUGGUCUGUGCAAAGAAACCACUCAAUAUCACAGCGGGAAAAAUAUUCCCAAUGACAAUGUCUACAUUUUGCAACAUAUUAAAGACGUCGGCUGGUUAUAUAUCUAUGUUACUUGCCGUUCGCAAUUAAUAAACAUGAAUAUUGUGAGAACAAUGGCAAAAGCAAUAUCAAUUCAAUGUCUAUGCCAAAUCCUAUUUCACGGCGUAAAAAUGCAAACAAUAAUAUGCAAAAAGCAGUAGUUGUUUAUCACAGUUGCACAACUAUAAAUAAAGCAAAAUGGCCUUUUUUCGCAAGAGCUUAUUAAUUGUGAUAAAAAAUUUUAGCACAUAAUAUAGUAUUCACCUAGUGAUGCCAAAAUUAGCUUAUACGUCACAAAAAGUUUUUUUCUGAUCUGUUUUCUUCUUUGCUUUACUAAUAUAAAAGAAACGAAAUCUGGUAGAACUCUUUAUUUUCCUUUUUUCUGAUUUGCAAUAAUUAAGGGAUGUUUUGAUAUAAUACUUGAAUUUCACAAUUAUCUAAAAAAGCUCUAUUGUGGAAUACUUCCCCUUCGAAUAGAAAUAUGAAAAGUAACAUUUCUCAACAUAGUACCAUUUUUGUUGUACAAAAAAUAUAUUGUAUACGCAGAUAAAAGAAAAAUAAAAAUUAUAGCACUAAUAA